GCUUCCGUCUUCCCGCCGCCCGGCCCGCCCGCCCCGCGCGCUCCCGGCGGCCAUGGCUCCGCUGCGCUUCUCCGCCAAUGUGUCCUGGCUGUUCCCCGAGCUCCCCGGCCUCCCCGCCCGGCUCCGGGCCGCGGGCAGCUCGGGCUUCAAGGCAGCCGAGGUCGCCUGGCCGUACGCGGAGCCCCCCGAGGCGCUGGCGCGCGCGGCGAGGGAGGCCGGGCUGCAGCUCGUGCUCAUCAACACGCCCCAGGGAGACCGAGAGAAGGGGGAGAUGGGGCUGGGAGCCGUGCCCGGGAGGCAGGCGGCCUUCCGAGAAGGGCUGGAGCAGGCGGUGCUGUACGCCAAGGCUCUGGGCUGUCCCAGGAUUCACCUGAUGGCUGGCCGAGUACCUCAGGGAGCUGAUCGAGCAGCAAUCAAGGGUGAAAUGGAGACCGUUUUUCUGGAGAACUUGAGGCACGCAGCCGGGGUUUUGGCUCAGGAGAACCUCGUGGGACUGCUGGAGCCCAUUAACACCCGUGUCACGGACCCCCGGUACUUUCUGGAUACCCCCCAGCAGGCGGCAGCCAUCUUGCAGAAGGUGGGAAGACCCAACCUCCAGCUACAAAUGGACAUAUUCCACUGGCAGAUCAUGGACGGGAACCUGACAGGAAAUAUCCGGGAAUUCCUGCCCAUUGUGGGGCAUGUGCAGGUGGCACAGGUCCCGGGCCGGGGGGAUCCUGGCAGCCCCGGAGAGCUCAACUUCCCCUAUCUGUUCCAACUGCUGGAGGAUGGAGGCUACAAAGGCUUUGUGGGCUGCGAGUACCAGCCUCAAGGAGACACUGUAGAGGGCUUGAGUUGGCUACGUUCAUACUGGGAUAAGCGGGGCCUCCCAGAGGCUGGCCAGUGAGGUCCUGCAAGCCACCCCCGGGCAGCUCUGCACAGUGAGUUGAGCGCCCUAAAUCUCCCUUCAAUUAAAGACAAGCUGCU
Talpa occidentalis (Iberian mole) is the source of this 966-nucleotide messenger RNA. It is a transcript of the gene HYI, whose product is annotated as hydroxypyruvate isomerase (putative). The transcript is spliced from 8 exons. Bases 53 to 886 code for a protein of 277 amino acids. Gene Ontology annotation, biological process: glyoxylate metabolic process. The record is from RefSeq and is a predicted model, not a curated record. Gene Ontology annotation, molecular function: hydroxypyruvate isomerase activity. Lineage: Eukaryota; Metazoa; Chordata; Mammalia; Eulipotyphla; Talpidae.